GACAUUUUUAUGAAUUGAUCCUAAAAUGUGACGUGAUUGUCUAAAUCACAGUAAAAAUAGAUACUCAUGAUGUGGUAAACAGACAGUAUUAAUAGAUAACAGACAGUAUUAAUAGAUACUCGUGAUGUGGGUAAACAGACAGUAUUAAUAGAUAACAGACAGUAUUAAUAGAUACUCAUGAUGUGGUAAACAGACAGUAUUAAUAGAUAACAGACAGUAUUAAUAGAUACUCGUGAUGUGGAUAAACAGACAGUAUUAAUAGAUAACAGACAGUAUUAAUAGAUACUCAUGAUGUGGUAAACAGACAGUAUUAAUAGAUAACAGACAGUAUUAAUAGAUACUCGUGAUGUGGGUAAACAGACAGUAUUAAUAGAUAACAGACAGUAUUAAUAGAUACUCAUGAUGUGGUAAACAGACAGUAUUAAUAGAUAACAGACAGUAUUAAUAGAUACUCGUGAUGUGGGUAAACAGACAGUAUUAAUAGAUAACAGACAGUAUUAAUAGAUAACAGACAGUAUUAAUAGAUACUCGUGAUGUGGUAAACAGACAGUAUUAAUAGAUAACAGACAGUAUUAAUAGAUAACAGACAGUAUUAAUAGAUAACAGACAGUAUUAAUAGAUACUCGUGAUGUGGAUAAACAGACAGUAUUAAUAGAUACUCGUGAUGUGGAUAAACAGACCCACCUCUUAUAGUGAGGAGGAGCAUCAUGGGUAAUCAGUCGGGGAACAGUCAAUUUCAAGCAGAAAGAAUCUUAAAAUGAGGCAAUAAUACAAUAUUAGAGACUCUGAUUAAACAUAAAAAACUAUACUACUAAAACACAUAUACAACUAUUAUACAAUCUACCAGAGUUAUAAACAAAACAGCUCUUAAUCACACCACUACUGAUUAUUUCAAUGAAUUGUGUUUAUAAUUCAUAUAUACUUUAUUAUGAAAAUAGGAAAAAUACAAAUUUGAAUAUAAAGAAAAAAAGUGUCAUUAGAAAGAUACUGAAGACCUAAUGCUUCCAUGCAAAUGGUUGUUUCAUAUGGGAUCUGUGUUUGUAAACAAGUUGUGUAAAGCAGGCAUGACUCAGAAUGUGUAAGCCCAGGAUCAUAAGAGCUUUACGCCCAACCUGAGCUUCAUUGACACAUUGCACCUUGAGUACGGGACGUUCGGAUGACUGCAACAGACAGACCACUGCUUUACACUCAGACCUGUCCAGGCCGCUACUCCGUCCCGGUUGCUUCACUCUGUUGGAUCUUCUCACAUCUGUGUUUGUAAGUAUUUUGAGUAUACUGUGGUAUCAUUGGGUACUGAGAACCUAGAGGAGUCUGUUUGUCAUAUAGUAUGUCUAGAUAUAUCGAAAUGUAUUUGAAGUGGCAAGGCUGGGGUUGUCUUCUGAGUGCACCAAUGCAUCCUUACAUGUUCUCCUAAAUAGUCCUGUUUGAUUGCAGUGUGUAAGUACACUUGCACAAAGAUAUGAAGAUGAAUACAUGUGUGUUGGGACACGUGAAAGAUUAGCACAGCCUGAUUAAAGAGGGAUAAUGCCACUACGCAUGCUUAUUUUACAGGACCACAGGCUGAACUUUAACACAUCAGUUAACACAACAACAGCCUGUGUCUCACGGCGUGGACAGCGGGUGGUUUUCCCAGGUGUACUCCAGCAGAUGAACUGAUUAGUGAAACGUUUUGUUUAAAACAGCAUGAGUAGCUUUGAAGACCUCCCCUUUAAGACCCUCAUGGGCCCUCUAGACGAGCCGCCGGACGAGACUCGAGAGGUCACGGCCCCAGACCUAAACAUUCCAGACUGCCUUCAAAUACUUCAUGAUACAACGGUGGGACCCAAUGAUAUUUAUCAUAUUUAUUUAAAGAAACAUUGUGGAGGCCUGUUUCACAAGACACAUUCCUUUUUUUUUUGUUGGUAGGACUACCACUACACCAACUAGCUGGGCAUGAAAAAUGAUGAUUAAUGUAUGAGCUCACAAUUGAUGGCAUUUUGUACGGUUUGGCCACUUGGUUCUUUACACCAUCCAUGUGUAUGUUUCUCUACAGUAUGAAUUCGCCCUGGAAAACUGGGUCCUAAGUGGUCUUGGAGGGUUGUGUGGUCUUAACGUGGAGUCGCCUGAUCCUCUGUCAAGCACUCUUCCCUCCUGCCCCCCUCACCGGAUGAUGCUCAGCAGCCCGCAGGAGAGUCGCUCGUCCAGACGCAGAAACGUUGAAAGCUGGGAGUCAAGGCGACGCCCGCGUAGCAACAGCCUGGGCGCUGCCGAUGCGGGCUACCCACCUCAGCAUCGCUCAGUGAAGUUCCUGGUGGAGUCUGAGUGGGAUGCUGGUGGAUACUCUGAGGAUGAUGAGGGCUCGCCCACGGAGGACGUCCCCUUCCUCUCCUGUCAGUGUGGGGAGAGGCCACGCAGCUCCGGGGCCAAGCGCCAGGGUUCCAGACAGAGCUCUUCUCCUCACCGAUCCGGGCCUUCUUCCCCGCGGAACGCGCCGCGCCCCAGGAGAUCCGUGUCCACUGGUCAGGACCUCCAGCUGGCCGGGGCUCCACAACGAAUGAACAGUCCGCAGCGCCACGGGCAGAGAGCAUCAAUGAUGAGGCGCAGCACUAGUGGCUCCAAUGGUAGAAGGCACUCAAUGAGCCAGCAGAGCCCAGCCCCACCCCCACCCCCAGCCCCAGUCCCAGCCAUCUCCUCCCUGAUGCAGCCCAGGCCAUCCUCGGCUGGGAACCUCUCUUCAAGCAGAAGUCACAAACCCACUGCACAGAGGACUCAGCGAUGCAAGACCUCCCAUGGACGAGCCUCGGGGCAAGACUCGUCAUCAGAGCUGCUGUCCGCGCUCAGUCAGGACGAGAGGGAGCUGCUAGGUGUCGUGACCGAGCGCGGCUAUUCCGUCCGGACAGCCAUCAUCACAUUGCAGAGAACCGGUCUUCGCAAACCAGAACAGAUCCUGAGUUACCUGGCGGCCUGCAAAAGACUGAGUGGCCUGGGCUACGACCGGGCACAGGUGGAGGAGGCUUUGGAGAUGUUUCAGAACAGCGAAAGCAAGGCUGCAGAGUUCUUGCUUCUCUUGACUCAGUUCAAUGAGAUGGGCUUCCAGCAGCACGCCAUCAAAGAGGUUCUGCUGGUGCAUGGCAACCACCGGGAGAGGGCCUUGGAGGAGCUCAUGAUGAACACAAUAUGAACACCCCGACAGAGAGGGCCUUAGAGGAGCUCAUGAUGAACACUAUAUGAACACCCCGACAGAGAGGAGGUCACGAUGAACACCCCGACAGAGAGAGGAGCUUAGAGGAGCUCAUGAUGAACACUAUAUGAACACCCCGACAGAGAGGAGUUCACGAUGAACACCCCGACAGAGAGGGCCUUAGAGGAGCUCAUGAUGAACACAAUAUGAACACCCCGAGAGAAGGCCUUAGAGGAGCUCACGAUGAACACAAUAUGAACACCCUGACAGAGAGGAGCUCACGAUGAACACAAUAUGAACGUGUACUUCUGAUUAGCCAUAACCACAUUUACCACAUGUACAAAAACAGUCCCCUUUUAGGAAUAAUGUCCCAGGAAAAUGUAACCUACAUUACAGAGGAUAAUAAUUCACCGGCUUGUAGAACGGAUGUACAACCAUUACUCAUACUACUUUACUAGAAAUACAGUAUACUUGAAAUGAAUACUGAUGUGUUCACAUGGAGAAAUGAUGCAAAUACAGUGGGCAUAUACCCUA
Messenger RNA from Clupea harengus (Atlantic herring), 3694 nucleotides. Its product is annotated as ubiquitin-associated protein 1-like. Gene Ontology annotation, cellular component: ESCRT I complex. The record is from RefSeq and is a predicted model, not a curated record. NCBI's taxonomy places the organism in Eukaryota, Metazoa, Chordata, Actinopteri, Clupeiformes, Clupeidae. The coding region runs from base 2147 to 3160 and encodes 337 amino acids. Gene Ontology annotation, molecular function: ubiquitin binding. The transcript has 4 exons. Gene Ontology annotation, biological process: ubiquitin-dependent protein catabolic process via the multivesicular body sorting pathway.